AUGAGUUCCACGCCGGGCGCCGUUGCGUCAGUUUUGUUACGGGCAAUGCCUCGAGUACCUCGUCGACAGAACAUUGGAUACCAGAAUACACAUACGCGAGAAGAUUUACAAGGAUGCUUUGGAGAAGGACCAAAGUCGGUUACAAAGGCCCUUGAUGAAUUGGACUUGUCAGAGGUCAACCUGGAUGAUCCAUUAGCUUGUGGGAUAUUUGAUCCCACAGGGAGAGGUGACAGGAAUGCUAAUAGACUCUUAGAAGAAGAAAUACAGGGAUUGUUGAACCGGCAACUAUAUAUUGCAAAAAGGACCAUUUUAAUUCUACCUAAUGAAUUAUCGAUUGAAUCAACUAAUCCAGUAACACUUAAUGAAGAGGAUGAUAAUGAUGAAUCCUUCAGGCAAUUAAGAACAGUGAAUCAUAGAACAUCAGCUUCAGAUGAAUUAGAUGAAAUUGUACGAUACUUGGCUCUUGAUAGUAUUGGUCUUAAUGACGAUCCAUUAAAAUGGUGGCAAAUUAUAAAAAUAGUUUACCAGUUCUUGCUCAACUGCCGAGGGAAUAUCUUUCAAUUCUUGCAACUUCAGUCCCUUCUGAGAGACUAUCCUCAGAUGCUGGGAACCACAUAA
Messenger RNA from Paraglomus brasilianum, 618 nucleotides. The record is from the annotation of a GenBank genome assembly. NCBI's taxonomy places the organism in Eukaryota, Fungi, Glomeromycota, Glomeromycetes, Paraglomerales, Paraglomeraceae.